AAUCUCCAGUGGGCGCGCUGCUCGUAACCGCUUUGACUGCCACUGACUCUGUCUCUCACUCUCUGCGGCGCCCGCAGCCACAAGCGCCCCGCGCUCCUCUCCGCGCCGGACCGGCCGCUUUGCAAGCAUCUGCUCUGUCUUCGCCGGGGUCGCAGCCUGGCGCACUGCCACAGCGCUCAUGACCAGAGACUUUCUGAAGCCCUGACUCCCCAGGGCGCAGCGUGCCGCCGCGAUGAACGCGAGCGCCUCCUCGCUCAACGAGUCCCAGGUGGUGGCAGUGGCGGCUGAGAGAGUGGCGGCAGCGGCCACAGCGGUAGGGGCGCUGGACACCGGUGAAUGGGGGUCCCCUGCAGCGGCGGCGGCGCUAGGAGGCGGCGGCGCAGCUAACGGAUCGCUGGAGCUGUCUUCGCAGAUGGCAGCGGGGCCGCCCGGACUGCUACUGUCAGCGGUGAAUCCAUGGGACGUGCUGCUGUGCGUGUCGGGGACCGUGAUCGCAGGAGAAAAUGCGCUGGUAGUGGCGCUCAUCGCGUCCACCCCGGCGCUGCGCACGCCCAUGUUUGUGCUGGUGGGCAGCUUGGCCACCGCGGAUCUCCUGGCGGGCUGCGGCCUUAUCCUGCAUUUUGUGUUCCAGUACGUGGUGCCCUCGGACACAGUGAGCCUGCUCACCGUGGGCUUCCUCGUGUCCUCCUUUGCUGCCUCGGUCAGCAGCCUGCUUGCCAUCACGGUGGACCGCUAUCUGUCCCUCUACAAAGCGCUCACCUACUACUCGCGCCGGACCCUGCUGGGCGUGCACCUUCUACUCGCCGCCACCUGGACGGUUUCCCUAGGCCUCGGGUUGCUGCCGGUGCUCGGCUGGAACUGCCUGGCAGAGCAUGCCUCCUGCAGCGUGGUGCGCCCACUGACGCGCAGCCACGUGGCGCUGCUCUCAGCCGCCUUCUUUGCGGUCUUCGGCAUCAUGCUGCACCUGUACGUGCGCAUCUGCCAGGUGGUCUGGCGCCAUGCACACCAGAUCGCGCUGCAGCAGCACUGCUUGGCGCCGCCCCACCUCGCAGCCACCAGGAAGGGCGUGGGUACGCUGGCGGUGGUGCUGGGUACUUUCGGUGUCAGCUGGCUGCCCUUCGCCAUAUACUGUGUGGUGGGCAGCCGCGAGGACCCGGCGGUCUACACCUAUGCCACCCUGCUGCCCGCCACCUACAACUCCAUGAUCAAUCCUAUCAUCUAUGCCUUCCGCAACCAGGAGAUCCAGCGCGCCCUGUGGCUCCUGCUCUGUGGCUGUUUCCAGUCCAAAGUGCCCUUCCGCUCCAGGUCCCCCAGUGAGGUCUGAAGGCUCCCUCUGUCCUCUCACCAACACCACGCCCCCCGACAAGCCAGCCUUUGGUGAGCUUCUAGGUGCCUGCUGAUGUACUCUGAGAUCCCAAUAGUGUGAAUCUGACUUUGGAAAGAAAGAGAGAAUAAACAUACAACAAACUCACAAGGACAGAAGCUUGGUGGCACUUUACAUAUACAGUGUAUACAUGUGUACAUAUAUGUACAAAUUAUUUGUAUCUUCUGGAGGUGUUCAGGAUGUGGAAGUUCCUGUUCUGUGAAAAUAACUAACAAAGACAUGGUUGUAUACUCAAAUUAUACAUCACACUUGUCAAGUGAACACAUUCCAAUACUGCUUAAUUAUAUCAUUUCAUUUUUAGCUGCUGAAUUGCCAAAACAGUGUUGCCAUUUUCAAGGGCAGGGGAAGGGGAGUAAAAGGUGUAUUUUUAUUGUAUGUGACAGAAUAUUUUGCUGCAUAUGCAUCAGUAAACUACAACAUAUUUUGUACACAAAUAAACACAUUAUAAAAAUGUAA
This is a messenger RNA of Hipposideros armiger (great roundleaf bat), 1840 nucleotides long. It is a transcript of the gene GPR6, whose product is annotated as G protein-coupled receptor 6. Gene Ontology annotation, cellular component: membrane. Lineage: Eukaryota; Metazoa; Chordata; Mammalia; Chiroptera; Hipposideridae. Gene Ontology annotation, biological process: G protein-coupled receptor signaling pathway. The transcript is spliced from 2 exons. The record is from RefSeq and is a predicted model, not a curated record. The coding region runs from base 233 to 1324 and encodes 363 amino acids. Gene Ontology annotation, molecular function: G protein-coupled receptor activity.